Molecule: messenger RNA, 237 nt
Organism: Gilbertella persicaria
Lineage: Eukaryota; Fungi; Mucoromycota; Mucoromycetes; Mucorales; Choanephoraceae
Exons: 1
Coding region: 1-237 (78 amino acids)
Source: RefSeq, a predicted model, not a curated record
AUGCAACCAAACAAGACAGAAGCAAAGAAAGAUCAAUAUGUGGGUGAUGUGAAGGAAACUGCUGGUUCUGCAGUAGGCAACGAAAGACUCAAGACUGAAGGACAAACACAACAUGGUAAUGGUUUAAUUCAAGAAACAACAGCCAAUAUUGGUGAUGUUGUUCAAGGCACUUUAAAUACUGUUACUGGUACUGUCAAUGGCCUUGUUAGUGGUUUGACUGGAAGCAAUAAGAAAUAA